AUGAAGCGCUCAGAUCUACCGACUCCGCUACGAGUACGAACAGUGAACGUACCGAGAGGUUCGUUCGAAAAAUUUUGUUUCAAAUUUUUGGUCCUUUUUCAGUUGGCCAGCUCUCCACGACUAAAAUCAAAAGGCGGAGCAUCCAACGUGUCUUACCUCAAUCAGCUGUCAGAACAAGUGAACUGAUCUUUUUUUUCUAAAUUUGGUUGAAAUAGAACAAUUUUUUUGCUUUUGCAACAGUUCUGCGCUUUUAAAAACUGUUGAAUUCUUUUUCGAAAGAAGAUAAUUUUUUUUUGAGGUCAAGGCACCGUUAACCUAUAAAUCACAGGUCUUGAAGCAGGAACGCACAAAAGAAGCCCUUUAUGCUCGGAUUUUUUUUUACUAAAAGAAGGGACAAUUCACUACAAAAUUUUUCGUUGAUAAUAACUAGUUUCAAGUAACAAAAGGUGUUGGAAACGCAAUGAGUCCAAAAACCUCAGUGACGAGACCAGCCGCGCCGAGGACAUCGGUGCAGAAAGAGGCCCCUCCGGGACUUGCCUCGGUGUCUGUCCCCCUGAGAACCACAGGAAGAUCUUCGACGCCAGUGCGGCCUGUCGUCGCCGAAGCUACGAGAACAAUUCGGGGACCAGCUUCCAUGAGAAGCUCUUUGGUGAAGGCGCCGGUCGCUCCGAAAGCUGUGCCGGUCGACUGGAAGAAGAAGUGCGCCGACCUCGAG
Messenger RNA from Caenorhabditis auriculariae, 715 nucleotides. The record is from the annotation of a GenBank genome assembly. Lineage: Eukaryota; Metazoa; Nematoda; Chromadorea; Rhabditida; Rhabditidae.